This is a messenger RNA of Klebsormidium nitens, 1455 nucleotides long. NCBI's taxonomy places the organism in Eukaryota, Viridiplantae, Streptophyta, Klebsormidiophyceae, Klebsormidiales, Klebsormidiaceae. The record is from the annotation of a GenBank genome assembly.
CGUCAACCGACUCUACACGGAUCGAACACAGGACCUUGUGUUUCUCUCCAGCUAGAAAUUUUCCCCCAAAUAACAGAGAUCGAACACAGGAGCUUCUGUUUCUUGUGCAAUCCUUCUCUGGAAGCAAAUAAGCCUGGAGGUCAUCAGCAAACAGGGAAUUAAGUCCGUUUGCGCCGUGAAGCUUGAAAAUCCAGCAGCAUUGUGUGUUGCUCAAAGGUCUAGUCAAUUGACGAGCUUUUGCAAAGUGCAUAGAUGGACACAGCCGCUCUGCCCAUCCCGCCUUCGUCCCGUGCAAAGCUGUUUGCCGCAGGGUUCCGCAGGUUGGCAGACCUGAGAAAGAUCAGUGCCGUGGAGCUUGCAAAAGAAAGUGGCCUGAGCCAGGAAGAAGCUCUCCACAUCCUGCGGGUGGUCAAUCCAGCUGGAGACAAUGGCGCAAUGGCUGGUGCCAAGUCAGCGUUGCAGAUCUUGCAGAUUGAGAAGAAGCGCCGGAGGAUCACAACCUGCUGUGAGACGCUGGACGAGAUCUUGGGAGGGGGGAUCAGUCCACAGGAGGUGACUGAAAUUUGCGGCGUGCCAGGCGUUGGGAAGACACAACUAGGAAUCCAGUUGGCCAUCUCGGUGCAGCGGCCAGAGGAGCUGGGAGGACUCGCUGGGGAGGCAGUAUACAUUGAUACGGAGGGCAGCUUCAUGGUGGAGCGCGUGCUCGAGAUGGCGGACGCGUGGCUGGCGGACGUCCGGCGGGAGGCCCUGUCCGCACAGGAGCCGCACCUGGAGGCCAGCACUUCGGGGCUGAGCGCCGAGACUGUUCUUUCGAGCAUCCACUACUACAGGGCCUACGACUACACGGAACAGCUGGCGGUCGUCAACGUGCUGCCGCAGCUGCUGAAGCAGCAUCCGAAGAUCCGGCUUCUGAUCAUCGACAGCGUGACGUUCCACUUCCGGCAAGACUUCGACGACAUGGCGCUGCGCACGCGCGUCCUCAACGGGAUGUCACAAAAGCUCAUGCUGCUCGCGGAGAAGCACGACGUCGCGGUCGUUCUCGUGAACCAAGUCACGACCAAGGUUGUGGGGCAGAACCAGUCGAAGCUCGUCCCGGCUCUAGGCGAGAGCUGGUCCCAUGCGUGCACGAACCGCGUCAUACUGUUCUGGAUGGAAGGGCAGCGUUACGGGCACAUUUACAAGUCGCCCUCCUUACGGGCGGGGACUGCUCCCUACUUUGUAACGACGGAGGGCAUAAGAGCCACCCCUGCAACCAAUAAGCGGCCAUGGCAGGAGCAGUCAGCGUCACCAAGCGAUCUCGGCUCUUAUCGAACUGAGGAGUUGGGGCUCUCGGUGGCAACCUGACGAUGCGGUUUUCUGCCAUCCGUUCAACAUGUCGUCACAUACAAAGUAUCACUGUUCUUACAUCGACGAACGUAGCCACUUGGCCAUCCCGCUUAACCUAACCAAUUUGCA